Molecule: messenger RNA, 3544 nt
Organism: Fusarium graminearum PH-1
Lineage: Eukaryota; Fungi; Ascomycota; Sordariomycetes; Hypocreales; Nectriaceae
Exons: 6
Coding region: 1-3450 (1149 amino acids)
Biological process (GO): negative regulation of DNA-templated transcription
Cellular component (GO): nucleus
Molecular function (GO): RNA binding; metal ion binding
Source: RefSeq, a predicted model, not a curated record
AUGGUUUCUGACGAGCACUUCGAGAUGUGCUUGCCUGUCCUGCAGGAUGCCACAUUGGAAGACGAGGACAAAACAGACAGGUUGGAGGAGCUCUUCCGCAAGGAGACCAAUCUCACCGGCACUUCUCUUGACAAUGCAAUAUUGGAUGCCCUCUGGCGCUAUCGCGAUAGCGGAGGCUCAUCAGCAUCGCCGCCUCCCAUAAGACCGGCAAUACUGCGACGUCCCUCUCCUGCCUCCUGGCGUGGCUCACCAACACCCAUGUCGGGCUCUCCAAGGCUCGCCGUGAGCCCCCUUGCUCCACCAGGAUUUGUUCCAUCAACCUUUGGCAGGACUAUAUCCUCGACAGUCUCACCAUUCUCCUCGCCCCGCGCUUCACCGCGCAUGGCUCUGGCAACACCUGUCAUUCCUCAUAGUCCAAACCUGAAUGCAUACGAAUUUGCGAGUGAUCCAACCCCUGCCACCGAGAUCUUGGGAGAAUACCAGACCGAGAACGUUGAAUGGCUUGUUAGCGAUGAUGCUGCUAGUGUAACUUCGUCUGUCAGCACCCCAAGCGCCCUGAAUGCUGCUGCCCCGGAGUUCUCCUCCAUGACGGCGCAGUCAGCCGAUAUGUCUCCAUACGACAUGCUGCGUUCCAUCCUCGGACAGACCAAGACGGACGAUGAGAUCGAAGCUGCUCUGGCACAGAAUGGCUACGAUCUCAGCGCGACCAUUGUCUCAUUUAUGGAGAGUCAGACCGGAGAUAAUCAACCGGGUGGUGUUUCACUGGAGGAACCCAAAAAUGUCUUGAUUGGAAAGUCGGUCGACCGUCCUUCUACACCUCUUGGACAACAAAAGUCUGGGGUUAUCUGCAAGUUCUACAUGUCCACCGGGCAGUGCUUGCGUGCCGAUUGUAGAUUCAGUCACGAUCUCAGUAAUCACUUGUGCAAAUAUUGGGUAAUGGGCAAUUGCUUGGCUGGAGAGACAUGCAUCUUUUCGCACGAUCCUGCCAAACUUAUGAACAAGCUUGCGCUCGAUGGCGCCAGCACGCCACCAUCAAAACAAGGGGGCUUGCAGCUAGGAGAUCUUAACUCGUUCCCCUCGCUCCGACCUGGCACCCCAGACCAUUUGAGUGGGUUUGCUGGUAGCAACAGCUUUCCAGGCGUAGGAAUAACACCGCCACCAGGCUUGAAGCAUUUCCAGGGAACUGCCAGUCCUCGUGCCCGAUCUCGUCCUGGCAGUCGGCAUCAGCCCAGGGAGCCUGAUAUCUCGGCACCUGCUCUGGAUGACAAUGAUGCAUUUCCUUCGCUAGGUUCUGCUUCCAUGAAGCAGGGCAAGAAGCAUCACGGCAAGCGAGGCGGACAUGGUCACGGACAUAAGGAGAACAUGGCCCCCAAUUCACUAGCCGAUAUUGUUAAGAUGUCACCCUCUCCCACCCCUGUUCGUCCUGAACUUAAGAAAAUGGGACGUAACGGAAGCUCAACAGUUGCACGAAAUGGAGAGAACAGUCCUGCUGCUCAAGCAAUCCCUAGUCCCAAGCAUGUCCCGUGGUUGGAGACUGGUGAGCGUGCCAAUAAGGCAUAUUUGAAGGCGCGCCAAGAAGCUCUCAAGCAUGGCGGCCUUCGCAACAAGUUUCUGCAAAGCGCUGCGCAGGCAUGGAAUCGCAAUGACGCCAGGGCUGCCAAGGCGCUCAGCCUGCGAGGACAAAGCGAGAACGACCUUAUGCGCAAGGCUCAUCGUGAAGCCGCAAGGGAAUUGUACGAAGAACGUAACAAGGACAACUCCCAAGGCCUUGAGCUAUAUGUCGACCUUCAUGGUCUCCAUCCUGAGGAGGCAGUCGAGUAUCUCGAAAAGAUUCUGAUGGAAAACAGCCGAGAAUCGCAGCCCAUUUAUGCCAUCACAGGUUCUGGACACCAUAGUAAGAACGGCAAGGACAAGGUUGGCAGAGCGGUCCGCAACUUUCUCAACGAGUGGAGGUAUGCGUAUCGCGAAUUUUCGGUCCCUGGAGACCGUAACAACAUGGGAGGCAUUCUCGGAAUCGAUGCUCGCAGCUGGGACAAGUCCCUCGCAAAGGACGGGGAGGGCGAGGACGAUAAGCAAGAGGUGGAUAUCCUGAGUCAGGGCGUCGAAAUCGGCGACGGCAAGGUCAGGCUCUUGUGUCUCAAGAGCUUGAUAACUGACCUAAUGUCCACCAUCAGCCUCGUCUUACUUGUAACGAACAAGGUUGUGGCGAAUAAGACAUGGCCACAUAGUUUAUAUCAUCACAACUCGAACAUAACUGCAAGCGGAACCCUCCUCAGACCGAACAUGCCUGCGGACUAUAACUCGGCCGCCCGGGCCCUCGCGCUCUCUCCGGAUCGCGGCUCCUCUCCCUCGCCAACCCGGCCGCCCUGGUCCGCCACAUCGUCGAGCCGCCGUCUAUCGAAUCCCCUCAUGGGCCGUCGUCGUGCGAGCAGUGGUUAUGCUGGUGGGGGGAGAACAAGCUUCGUGCGCCGCAUUUGGGGUUCGGUCAAUUUGCUCGGCGAGCAGGUCUUCAAGGUGUAUUUGCGCCUGUCGCCUCUUCAAAGGAUCCUCGCCCUUGCAGGCGUUGUAGCUCUGGGUGUACUUGGCAUUCUGGCAAUAGUAUACUCGCAUGUCUUUUUCAAAUGGCUCGAACCGAAAGCUGAAGCGUGGCGCGCUCUUCCGGGCGGUUGGAUACUGGCUUUCCUUCUCGUCUUUGUCACUUCAUUCCCGCCAAUUGUUGGAUACUCGACCGCCAGCACCAUCGCGGGCUUCGUCUACGGAUUUCCAUUGGGUUGGCCCAUUGUGGCAUCAGGAUGCACAGCUGGCGCUCUUUGUGCGUUCCUAGCCAGCAGGACCGUCUUGAGCAAGUACGUUGAUCGCAUGGUUGGUCAGGAUCACCGUUUUGUUGCCCUAGGCCAAGUCCUGCGCCAGGAGGGUAUUUGGUAUCUUACCGGCAUUCGAUUCUGUCCCCUGCCAUUCAGUCUGAGCAAUGGCUUUCUCGCUACCAUUCCUAGUAUUACACCGCUAGCGUUUACGAUCUCUACAGCUCUUUCAAGCCCCAAGCUUCUCGUCCACGUUUUUAUUGGUAGUCGACUCGCUCUCCUAGCUGAAAAGGGCGAUAAGAUGUCCGCCGGUAGCAAAGCGAUUAACUACCUCAGCAUGCUUCUUGGUGGCGCUGUUGGUCUUAUUGUAGGCCUUGUCAUCUACAGACGCACCAUGGCCAGAGCUGAAGAGCUUGCCCAGCAAGAAGGGUUGGACCCUGCUGGCGCAUCCGUCGAAGCGGGCGAAGCUGGCUACGUAGACUCCGAUAACUCACCUCUCAUGGAUCCCGAGGAUGCAGCUGUCCUUAUGUCGGAUGACGAUAUCUCGCUAUGGGAACGGGAUGACACCGAGGGCAGGUAUCAUGAUGAGGAUGAGGAUGAAGAUGAUCAAGACGAAGAUACAAAUAAGAGAGGGAAUCAAAGGGCUUGAGAUGACAUCUAUUAGGGAGACUUUGCGCAUAUUUGGCAAUGGCAAGGAAUAUUGGGUUACGUUUUAUUCUUAGUCUUAUGGAUUAGACGGCGUU